AUGCAAUCAAAAGAAACAACUUGCAACUUUACUGUUAUGCCAGAAAAACAAAUCCGAACCCAAUUUUCACAAUCACAAUAUUCACGAUCUUCAUUACACUCACGAUCUUCAUUAUACUCACAACUUCCACAACUUCCAACCAUUAACAUUUCUAAAAUUCCAUUCAUUAUUGGUGAUAAUAAUAAUAAUAACAUUAAUGAUUAUAAUGAUUAUUAUAACGAUUAUAAAGAUUAUUAUGAUUAUUAUAAAGAUUAUAAAGAUUAUAAUGAUUAUAAUGAUAACAAUGAUACUAAUUUUUUGGAUGCUUUACAACCUUCCAUUACUUCUUCUAUUUCCAAAGAUAUUCCUUCUACAAAUCAAAAUGAUAAUUUAACGAACAUAACCGAACCCUCAAAUUUUUCGAAUUUAAUUAACCUCUUAAAUUUUAAAAAUUUAACAAAUCAAACUAAUUUAUCAACAACCAAUUCAAGACCAGUCACAAUUUUACUUGAAAAAGAGAGAAAAUGUAAAACCUGUGCUUACAUAAAUUUACCUACAGCUCGAGAAUGCGAAGUUUGUCAUAAUAUAUUAACAAUUACAGCGAGACCAUCAUCACAAUCCAAUAUUAAAGGAAUUAUUAGAUUAAAUAUGCCAUCAAAAUUAGUACAAGUUCAUGAAAAUUAUAAAAUGAAAGUAGCCAAAAAAUUAGGUGUAUCAACCGAUAACGUGACACAUACAAUGUUUCAUGGAACCACUUCAUCUUUUGAUUGUGAUCCUGAAAGAUUUUUAAUGGAUAAUAAUUUGAAUUUUUGUAAGAAAGGAUGUGGAUGUUGUGGAAUUGCAAAGAAAGGCAAUAGAAAAAAUGCUUUAAUUUCUAAUGAUUACACAAAUACUAAUGCGAGGACACAAGGGUGUUAUUUUGUACAAGCCGAAUAUCGUUCUUUAGAUGGUACUGACAAUAAUCUCAAAAAUCCCGAUACCGGUUCAAUCAAUCAACCAUUAUUACGAACCGAUGAACCGAAUUUUUAUGACAGUUCGGAACAAACAACAGGUCAAUUACCAAUGCCAAGGUGUAUAAGUGAUAGAACUACUGGCAUUCAGAUGAAAAUUGACGAUCGAUUUAAAAUUGAUUUUCGUGAAAAAUUUAAGUCGAAACGUAAUGCAUCUCAUAUGACAUAUCUUCCGAUGAAUCGAACUUGGCAUUCAUACAAUGGUCCCAAAGCAAAAACUAUAAAUGAAGUUACUUCAUUUCUUGAUGGAUCAAGUCUUUAUGGUUCCAAUUCAACAAAAUUAAAUACUGAGCUUCGAGAUCCUAAUGAUAUGUGUAAAAUGUUAUUAGAUUAUGAAUCAGAAUAUGCAGAAGAUCUUGAAGAUGCCAAACUUGGAUAUCUUCCAAAGGAUUCAAAUGGAAAAUAUCUUGUUGGAUAUGCACCAAGAAGAGGUGGAAAUAUUUUUACUAAUUUUUUCCAGAUAAUAUUUUUGAGAGAACAUAAUCGUAGAUGUAAUGAUUUAAGAAGUUGGUAUGGUAAUUCUUGGGAUGAUGAAAAAUAUUUCCAAGAAGCAAGAAAAUGGGUAAUUGCUCUUUUACAAAGAACUACUUUCAUGGAAUAUUUGCCAACAAUAUUGGGAAAUCCUUUAGAAACUUAUAAAGGUUAUAAUCCCGAUUUAACACCUGGCAUUCAAACAUUCUUCUCUGCUGCUACUUUUAGACAAGAAGAAGUUGAUAUAUUUUACGCUGAUUCGAUGAGAUCUUUUAGACCUAGCUCUACAGUAAAUGAUAUUGCCAGUAUUGACCUUUUUCGUGGUAGAGAUCAAGGACUUCCAAAAUAUAAUCAAGCACGAGUAAAUUUUGGAUUUACCAAAGCUAAUAGUUGGUCAGAUAUUACAAAUAAUACAGAAGUUCAGGAACGUUUAAACGCGACUUAUUCAAAUAUUGAUCAAGUAGAAGUUAUGGUAGGAGGUCUUGCUGAAGAUCAUAUUUCGGAAUCUAAUUUUGGACCUUUAUUUCUCAAGAAUAUGAUAGAACAGUGGACAUUAAUUCGAGAUUCAGAUAGAUUUUUUUAUAAAUCAUCAGAUGCCGGUUUCAAUGAUUCCGAAAUCUUAGAAGUAGAUCGUACAUCAUUUCGAGAUAUAAUUGUUCGUAACAGUGCACCUUCAUUUAUAAUUCCACAAAAUGUCUGGAUAAUUCAACCUCAGACAACUUCAUCUAAUAAUUCAAAUAGUAAUGAUAACGAAAAAUAUUCAAAUUCGAUUACAUGUUCCAAAGAUGAAAUGUAUAAAAUUAAAUGGAAAAUUGAUGAACCUCUUAUCACAUUUAAACUUACUAUCAAAACUACAAAAGCAUGGUUUGGAAUUGGAUUUAGUAGAGGAGGAGGAAUGAUUGGAGCUGAUUUUAUUAUUGCUAGAACUAGUGAUACAAAUACUUCAAGUGUUGAAAUAGCAAAUUAUCGAUCUGUUGGAAAUCAAAUUCCUGUUCUUGAUGACGUACAAAUAGUUAAAAUAUUGUCAUCAUCUGUAAAUAAUGGAAUUUCUGAAGUGGUAUUCACGUAUCCAUUAAAAGCCGAUAAUAAAAUUACUAUUAAUGAUGAGUCCAUAACAUUACUUUGUGCCUGGAAACCUGGAACAAAUGUUUUAUCUUCUCACAUUGGUAACAGAAAUAAAGCAGAUACAAAUUUAUUUGAUACAGAUUACGUUGCUCAAGUAACUUCUUCAAAUAAUCGAAAUGUUUUAUUUGUACAUGGAAUUGCCAUGAUAGUGGUUUGGAGUGUCAUAUUUCCAGCAUCAAUUUUCGUUAUUCGAUACAUGAAACACAGUGAUAAACACAGAUCUCAUCAUAAAAAUCUUCAAUUUUUCGGAAGUAUGGUUAUUUUUACAUUUGGAGCAAUCGCAAUUGCUUCAUCAGAUUCUUUAACUAAGAAUUUGCAUAAUUUAAUUGGUGCAAUAAUUUAUUCUUUGGUCUUUGUACAACUCGGACUUGGAUUAUUAACAAUGUGGUGUUUGGCAUCAGUUGAAUCCGUGAAUCGUGGUGUAUUCAUUUUCAUUAAGAAAUUUCAUUUGAUUUUUGGAAUUUUGUUAAUGGGUCUUGCCGCAUUUAACAUUUACCUUGGAAUUGGUCAAUACGGAGCAGAUCCUAAUUGUUUUUGGAGAUAUUCAUAUUUAGUUUGGUUAGUCGCAGAGAUUUUCUAUCAAACCAAUAGUUAUAAACUUGUAUCAUCCUUUGAUAAUUUCGGAGAUGCAAAUCAACGUAUACGUUCUUAUAUUCCUAAUGAUGUUUAUGACAAUCUUCCUUGUUAUAGUUGGGAUGAAAUUAACAAAAGAACUCAAAGUGGUGCUUCUCUUGUUGUUGCAGAGGGGUUAUUAUUUGAUAUUCAUAAAUGGAUUAAAAAUCACCCCGGAGGUGUUAAAAUUCUUCAACGUGUCAUUGAUAUUACAAAUGACUUUUAUUAUCAGGAAGUAAAAGAUGAAAUUUCGAUUGAUUAUGACCAAAACAAAACAAUUUUAGAAACAGAUAUAAUUAGUAAUGUUUCAAGUGAGGAAACAACAUUAACAUCUCGACACAAAAAGGGAGCAAUGAAUCAAAAUAGAAAUAAAAGUUUAAGAUUUUCAUCUAUAGCUCAUAAGUUAGAUAAAAUGAAUGCUAUUAAUUUUAAAAAUUCUCGAAUGGCAAUACAUAAUCAUUCUAGAUUUGCUUCAGCCAAACUUGCUUCAAUGGUUAUAGGCAAGGUGAUAUCACAUUAUGAUAUUAGUCAAAAUUCCAGUAAACAUUCAUCAUUUGCACGAGAUCUAGAUUCUAGUAACGAUAUGUUUAAAAGAUAUAUUCUUGUAAAUACUGAAAUUGUUACAGGAGAAAAAGCUGAAAGACCAGUCAAAAGAUUCACUUUUCAACAAAUUAAUUCAAAUGAACGAUCACCCAAGUUUUUACCAGGAGAAUAUGUUGAAUUAAUGUGUCAUAUUAAAGGUCAAGUUGUUAUUAGACCUUAUACUCCACUUCAAGGAAUUUCAAUGAAAACAUUCUCAAUUCUUGUAAAGAUUUAUGAAAAUGGUCUUAUGUCUCAACAUUUGGUUAGAUACGAAAUUAAAGUUCGUGGACCUCUUGAUCUCGGUGAACGUAUGAAUCUUACACCAUCACAAUAUUCUCUUCCUUAUUCACCUAUAACUCCAUCAUCACAAUUCUUUUUGAAUAUUCCACCGAAUCGUAUUUUGCUUAAUCCAAAAUCAAUUGAUGGUUGUUGGGAUGUAUUAUUUAUGGUAUGCGGUGGAACUGAUUCAGAUUAUCUGUCAAGGAUUGUUUUAGCUAGUAAUGGAACAUUAACUAUAACUCAUGUUUUAUCAAAAAAACCUGAAAAUAAUGUGACAGCACUUACAGGUUACAUAAAUCAAAAACUAUUAUUUGAAUGGAUGUCAAAAAAUUAUACUCCUAUGCCUACAUCAGCAUCAUCAAUUAAAACAAUAUUAAAAGAUAGGAGAAAACCUUCAGUUUCUUCAGCGAUAAAAAUUUCAUCACCUACCUUAAUUCCAACUACUCCAACUACUCCUACAUUUCCUUAUAAUCACAACUCUACAAAUGAUAAUUCUGAUGAUGACAAAGUAUCAAAUUUAAUUUCUACAAUUUCAGCAGCUACAAGUAAGUUAAAUAAUCAACCAAAGAAUAGUAAUAAUAAGAAGAAACCAGUUGUGGCUGUUGACGAUGCGGUGUUUGAGAUUGUUUCUAAUAAUGAUACCGUUAAGUAUAUGAAAGAUCUUACUGAAGAUCCACGAUCAUUUAAAUUUAUAGUUUGUGGUCCACAACAAAUGAUGAAUUCGGUAACUGAAUGUUUGGAAAAUUUGAAAUUCCCUAUUAAAGAUAAAGCAUUGUUUAUUAAUUAG
This is a messenger RNA of Diversispora eburnea, 4845 nucleotides long. NCBI's taxonomy places the organism in Eukaryota, Fungi, Glomeromycota, Glomeromycetes, Diversisporales, Diversisporaceae. The record is from the annotation of a GenBank genome assembly.